AAUCAAUCUGUCAUUCGUCGACGGCGAAUCGGCCGCAUCAGCGGACUCGAGUUACAAGUUAUUUUACAAUUUAUUUGUAAACCGAACUGUGUAGUGUGUACAAUAAUGUAUCAUCGACUGUGAGACGCACGUAAAAAGUGUCCGUAAGAAAUAAUUGAUCGGAAAGUGAUCGACAAUAAGAUGCCUUUUGUAAACAUCAAGAAGCAAUAUCUAGCAAUCGGGAUGUUAGUUUUCGUUUUAUUAUUUUUGUUUAAUACACGGCCCGCUUUUCAAUGUCAGUUUAAUGCAGAAGUGAGUCCAUAUCUCCCGGUUAUUUAUGGGAUCACACCGACGUAUGUAAGGCUGGCACAAAAGGCGGAUCUUACAAGGUUAUCACAAACUCUGAUGCAUGUGAAGAACUUCCAUUGGGUUGUGAUUGAAGACUCCUUGGAGAAGACAAAGUUGGUUGCGAACUUGCUCAAAGAGUCAAACUUAAAAUAUACACACCUUAAUAUAAAAACUCAUAAAUCGAAACAUUCAACGGCGAGUGGUGUGGAACAAAGGAACCUGGCAUUGGACUGGCUAAGGGGCCAUUUGGACAAGAGCGAAAACAAAGCAGGCGUUGUGUACUUCAUGGACGAUGACAAUACCUACUCGCUCAAAGUCUUUGAUGAGAUGCGGAAAGUAAAGCGGGUAGGCGUCUGGCCGGUCGGUAUAGUUGGGGGCAUGCGAGUAGAGAUGCCCCUUGUGUCCGACGGCAAGGUGAGCGGGUACAACGCCUGGUGGAAGCCGUUCCGACCCUUCCCUAUAGACAUGGCAGGGUUCGCGAUCAAUGCUACUCUGUUCCUGGAACACCCAGAAGCCAAGUUCUCCAGAAAAGUCCAGUCUGGUUUUCAGGAGAGUGAAAUAUUAAAAUACUUCACAACUAAAGAGGAACUAGAGCCAUUAGCGGACAACUGCACAAAGGUGUACGUCUGGCAUACACGUACGCAAAAACCUUCUAUACUUAACCCUAAAAAACUCAAGCGUCCCAUCGUCCCAGACGAUCAUAUCGAGGUGUGAGUCCAUACAGUAUUAAACUGGUCUUUCAUGUACAGGGAAAAAUUCCCAAAAGAACAAAAAACCCCCCAUAUACACUGAAGGGUUAAAAUGUUCUCGUAACGAUGUUUAUAUUCUACAAUCUACUUUUAAGUACUUGAAUACUCAAUUGGUGUAUACUCAGAACAAAAAUGUAUCGUCUAUAUUCUACUGUUUUGUAGAUUCUAAUUUAUAUUUGUGUUGUACGGAAUUCAUACAUUCUGAUAUUUCUAGCUCCAAAAUGCCACUUAUUCCUUAUAUUAAAUAAUGUAGUCUGACAUUAUUUUGUGCAAUUAUUAAGAGCUUAUUAUAACAUGAACAUAUUAUUUAUUCAAUUUGAAUGUGUAUAAUUGAUUGAAAGGCAAUAUUUAUUAUUAAAUAAUUUAGUAUCAAGCUAGUAAUUAUAUUUUAUAACAAACAAUGACUUGUGCGUGAAAUACAGGCCAAACCGCAAAAUUAACUUUUAAAACACAUAAAAAUAAGGAUCAAUAUUGUUUAAUUUAAGUAUUUAACGUAAAUACAAUUUCGUUUUACUUAGUGAUCAUUUGAGAAAGUCCGGCAUCGUGUAAUAUAUAUUUAUUCGCUUUAUAUUGAUUGCAUCAUAUUUAAUAGAUACAAAAGUAUAUUUUUUGUAUUAUGAAAACAGCAUUAGUAUCAGUCGAUACAGAGGCUUUCCCAGUGGGUUAGAAUUAUUAUGAUUUCAUCACAAUCAAUCAUAAUAACAUUUAUUUGAACAAUUCGUAUUAAACUUCAAAAUUGUUCCAUUGCGUUCAGUAUUAUAAAUAUUUUUAUAUCGUCGACUUGUUUGUAAAAUAAAUUCUGGGUCGCGUAGAAAAGGCUAGAUUUUAUAUUAAAAGAACUAUUUACGUUUUAUAAGUAAUUUAGCGUAAUAGCAUAAUUAUAUUUUAUGGAAAAAAACCAUUCUCUAGUAUAAUGCUAGUCUUAUAUUUUUAUAUAUAUUUUGCAAUAGUCUAAAUUCAUAUAAAAAAAACUUUAGAUACAAUCAUUUAUUAAGUCAACUUUCUAUUAUAAUCACAGUCGUCAUAAUACUGUAUUUAGAUUUUAGUAAAUUAUUUCAUAGAGAUUAGUUGGAAAUCAUGUAUCAAAGCUAUUUUUAAUAUGUCUGUAAUUUGAACGCCAUCUUGAAACAGUGCUGCCAUCUAGAUUAAGUUUGGUAAAGCUUAGGCGGUAUUUGAAUUCCUGCAUGGAAUAGUUUUACUUUAGAUUGCGAGAACCUACGAUAUAAAAUUUUUGACUCUAUAAUCUGUGGUAUAAGGUCCAUAUUACAGAAUCAUAAUCAGCAACGUUUUCUAGCACUAAUUUUACUAGGUCUUACGAAACCGAAACCCGGUCUUAUUCUAAGUUCUAACUUUAAUUUACGUGAUUAAAACGCAAUCAGUAUUUGUAAAACUUUUUCGUGUAUUUUAGUACUAAAUGCUGUUCUUAAAACUAAUAUUAUUUUGUUUUAGCCUGUCCAUUUUGAACGACAGAAGCUUGAAAUGGACAAGCCAAAAAUCUACGUUCUUUGUAUUAGCGCUCAUUGUUUCAAAAUUGAACUGCUGUAAUUUUGUUAUUUUAUAGUUACUGUAUAUUCCCAGUGAAAAUAAGGAUAUAAGUCUAUAGUGCUCGAUAUUAUUUUUAUGCCAGGAAUCUUCAAAUGCCAAAAUGCAUUUUCGGAAACUGUAUGGCUUUUAUUUUAUUUAGUUGAAAACCGUCAUAAGGUACAUUAUAAUGAGACAGACUUCAAUGUGCAAGAGAUGGUUUGUGUUCUUCAUAAUAUAUCUUACAUUGAAAUGUAUCAUAGCACGGCUCGUAGGAUUGCAGCUACUUAUUUUAUUUUCUACAUGUGCAUACAGUCAAGCCUUAUCUACAUAUUUCAUAAACAUCAUAACAUUUUCGAAGGAACAUACAAUACAUAUGUGUAUGUGUGUCAUAGUUAUUUAUGUAUACUGAAAAUAUGAAUAUUGUCUCCAAUUGUUAGGAGAGAUUCAGUCAAAAAAUCAAUCAGACUUAUUAAACACCAAAAGAAAAUGUAUUUUCGCCUUUACUGAACCAUAACUGCCGAUUUACCAUGUAAGAUUCCAAGUAUUCUGUAAUUAGUUUACAGGCCUAAUAAGUCACUAGUAAUCACUAUAGAAAUAGCGUACCGAGAAAUGUAGCUCACGAAAACUGCACUGAUGUAACUCAAGUUACAGUUUGCUCCAAAUAACUUUGCAGCUCUGAAGUUAGCCACUCGACAUCUUUCGCAAUUGUCAAAAAGUUUUGCUUGUCCGAAUGUAGCCGCACUCCAUUUGAAUAAGCACUUGACGAAAGAUAUACAAUCUUGAUAUGACUUUUUAUUUGAAACCUAAGUUUGAAUAUAAUGCAACAAAUACAAUACCUAAUCAAUUAAAUAAUUGUAGUAUAGUUAAUGUUUUAAUAUAUCUAUAUUUUUGUCAAAAAAGUCCUGUCAAGAUUAUUUAUCUUAUGCGAAGUGCAACUCAAAUGGAGUAUCGGAUUUACUGACUUCACAGCAGUCAAAAAAAUAUGAACAAAACACUGCUGAACUUGCAUGCUCUGUCAUAUACCUAACUUCAGAGUAGCACAGUUAUUUGGUGCAAACUGUACUUGACCACUUGUUAUACCCCGAUUUUUAUACUAGAUCUUAGAGUUAGCUGUAAAACUAAGCAUAAUAAAUUAGUUCAUUACGAAAUGCUCAAACUUCCGAAUCGGUCUAAUACUUGAUUCCUUUUAGCGUAGAUAACUUUUUGUACUUAUUUAUCUGUUACUGUAUUAUUAUUGUUAAUGAACAAUGUUGUAAAAGCUAAUUUGACCCUUAUCACGACCCCUGUUUUGGAAAUAAGAUAAACAUAAAACUUGUAAAAAAAGAAUAACAAUACGAAUCACAAAUAGUAAACGAUUCAAACAUCUAUUAUCAGCCAUUUUCCGUUACCUAUAUAUUAAGGUUACCUUCUAUCUAAUCGCGAGAGGCUAAGAGUGCAAUCUUUGAGGUACUUUAACAGGUUUUUCCUACCUUGCUGCAAUUUUAAAAGAAUGAAAAAAUAUGCCGAAUUACAUUUACCUACCUGGUUCUCUGUUUAAUGCAUAUCGAAUCUCAGUUUAUAACCAUCCAAAUUAAUGUCUAUUGAAUAAAAUAUAACAGAAGAGUACAUUGUGUUAAACCGAUUUCAAUAACCAAGUAAAAAUAAAAUAAGGCCUAAAAUAUUAUCCUCUAUUGAUUUCUGAACAAAAUAAUGAAAAUGUUUGAUCAAUUCAAAAUUUUACAUACGUAAUUUUAAACUGUAUUAUAAUUUUAUCCAGUUUGACCGUGUCGCGAUGGCAAUAAUGUAUUUUAUACAUAUACAAUAGAAUUAAUUGUAGCUUUACGAUAAUAUAAAAUGUUUCUUCCGUUGGACAAACAAUAUCCUCUAGUUUUAUUUGUAGACUUUACAUAAGUAUGAUCGAGUAGGAAACUCUUUUGUGAUGAUUUUUUAGAUUUCUAUUUCUAUAAUUUUGUAAAUACUUCCUAUUUAAUUUAAUUGUAUGAGAAUAAAAAAAAUGCUAAUGAUGAA
Helicoverpa armigera (cotton bollworm) is the source of this 4607-nucleotide messenger RNA. RefSeq names its product galactosylgalactosylxylosylprotein 3-beta-glucuronosyltransferase I (gene GlcAT-I). The record is from RefSeq and is a predicted model, not a curated record. Gene Ontology annotation, molecular function: galactosylgalactosylxylosylprotein 3-beta-glucuronosyltransferase activity. The coding region runs from base 181 to 1041 and encodes 286 amino acids. Lineage: Eukaryota; Metazoa; Arthropoda; Insecta; Lepidoptera; Noctuidae. Gene Ontology annotation, biological process: carbohydrate metabolic process; chondroitin sulfate proteoglycan biosynthetic process. Gene Ontology annotation, cellular component: Golgi membrane. The transcript is spliced from 5 exons.